UAAACUCUUUCUUCCCGGCGAUUUCCAAAACAGACCACAAACAUAAAAACGUAAAAUACAAACCCAAAAAACCUCUCCUAAAUAAAAGUCGCGAGAAACAAACAGAAAAUAGAGAGAUAAAGAUUCGUGAGAAACAGAAUAGAGGGAGCUUGUGAUCUGAGCUCUAAUUAGAGAGUACGUGUUGUGUUUUGUAUUUCAAUGGUGUGUUCUGGAGAGACAGAAGGGAGAGUAAGAGAGUUGGUUAUGGCGAUGGGAACAGAGAGAUCGAAGCCACCGCUUCAUAAUUUCAAUCUUCCUUGUUUGAAGUGGGGUAGUCAGAAAUAUCUCCGGUGCAUGAAAGACUCUGAUUCUUCUAACGGUAAGAAUAAGAACAUUAAUAAUGGAGUCUCUGGCGAUCGCCUCCGUAGUAACCGAUCUCCGCCGUCUAAGUUUGUUGCUAGUCCGGAUUACGAAAUCCGCCGCUUCAAGAGACCAAAAUCGAGACACGAUAGCGGCGACGGCGUUGAGGAAGGGAUUGCGGCAGUGAGGGAGAAGCUGAUGUUCGAUUUCAAAGCGGAGGCAGAUAAGAUGAAAGAUGCAAUUUUGAGAAAAGGAGUGUCGGAAGAAGGCGAUGAGGAGGCUGCUCAGCAGCAUGAGGAAGGAGAGGAAGAACAUGAGAAAGUUCAAUCUCCUCCUCUGGUCCCACCGGCGGCGCAGACAGAGAGACCGUGGAACCUGCGAACAAGAAGAGCAGCCUGUAAAGCUCCAAUUGCUGGAAAUUCAGUCACAGGGAAAGGCUUGAAAAUCGAGGAGAGAAAAGUGAGUAACUAUUCGCCGUUGCGGAAUGAGAGCUCGAAAUCUCCUAGGCUGAGAGGAGAUAAAAAGGAAAAAGAGGAGGAUACGGAGCAGGUGAGGCCGAAGUUUUCCGUGGCUCUCUCGAGGAAGGAGAUCGAAGAGGAUUUUAUGGAAAUGGUAGGCCACAGACCAGCUCGGAGGCCCAAGAAGCGGUCCAGGAAUGUUCAGAAGCAGUUGGAUUGUCUGUUUCCAGGGUUGUGGUUGACAGAGGUUACCGUUGAUACAUACAAGGUGCCGGAGUUACCUGAUAAUGGGAAGAGGUAGUAAUUUGAGCGAUGGAUUUUACAAGUUGAUCAAAAUUUCAAGGCUUCUGUUUGCUGACUACGGUUGUAACUGGGGACUCAAAUGAGUGGAUACCAAAGCAACACACCAUUUCUGAAAUUAGGGCGUUGAUGAAGUGUUGAUUUCCUGGUGAACCAUUGAGGUGUAAGUUCAGUUGCUUUGUAAUGCUAAUUUUGUUCUCUUAAUUAUAAUUCUUUCUUUCUUUUUUCUGUAUCAGAAAUCAAAAUAAAGCUAAUGUAAAGAAAGGAUGGCCUAAUGUUUUUAGGUGAAAGGGAAUGCCUUGUUCUAUGACCUUGUUUUUGUAGAGUAUGCUUGCCAAUUUGUCUUUAUGAUAAUGAAUCCAAUCUCCACCUAUCUCUUAAA
This is a messenger RNA of Jatropha curcas, 1479 nucleotides long. RefSeq lists its product as uncharacterized. NCBI's taxonomy places the organism in Eukaryota, Viridiplantae, Streptophyta, Magnoliopsida, Malpighiales, Euphorbiaceae. The record is from RefSeq and is a predicted model, not a curated record.